Molecule: messenger RNA, 1124 nt
Organism: Carlito syrichta (Philippine tarsier)
Lineage: Eukaryota; Metazoa; Chordata; Mammalia; Primates; Tarsiidae
Gene: SNCA
Product: synuclein alpha
Exons: 4
Coding region: 425-772 (115 amino acids)
Biological process (GO): chemical synaptic transmission; synaptic vesicle endocytosis; regulation of dopamine secretion
Cellular component (GO): cytoplasm; axon terminus; neuronal cell body
Molecular function (GO): cuprous ion binding
Source: RefSeq, a predicted model, not a curated record
AGAGGGGGCGCGAGCAACCGAGCGCGGCCACGCGGGAGCGAGGUGUGUGCGGGGUCAGAGCCGACCCGGGGCCCAGCCCCGCCCUAGCGUCCUUCGUGCGGUCCCCGCCUUCCCUUCCAACCUUCUGUCUCUUUUUCUCGAGCCUUUCGUGCGGGGGACGGGGAGUGGCACUUCGACGACAGGUUAGCGGGCUCACCUCCCACGUCCCCAGCCUCGUGUCGCUGGGCUGGGCUGACAGCAGCCUCCUCUGGGGACCACCCUCUCCCGUGCCGCCUCCGCUUUUCCUGUGCGCUCCUUUUCCUCCCUCUUCCCGUUUAAAUAAUAUUUGGGAAUUGUUUAAGUUAAAAAAUAAUAAGAGGAGGGAGGAAUCGGAGUUCUGGGAGAAGCAGAGGGACUCGGUGUGGUGUAAAGGAAUUUAUUAACCAUGGAUGUAUUCAUGAAAGGACUUUCAAAGGCCAAGGAGGGAGUCGUGGCUGCUGCUGAGAAAACCAAACAGGGUGUGGCAGAAGCAGCAGGAAAGACAAAAGAGGGUGUUCUCUAUGUAGGCUCCAAAACCAAGGAGGGAGUGGUGCAUGGUGUGACUACAGUGGCUGAGAAGACCAAAGAGCAAGUGACAAACGUUGGAGGGGCGGUGGUGACGGGUGUGACAGCAGUAGCCCAGAAGACAGUGGAGGGAGCUGGGAGUAUUGCUGCAGCCACUGGUUUUGGCAAAAAGGACCAGUUUGGCAAGGUAUGGUUGUGUACGUCUUAUAUUAUAUUUAAAAUCUUGUGAGUUCAUGGUUUAUUUUCAUGUGAGGCGUGGGGGCAGGAACAAGGUGCUUACUGUGGGGGAAGGCUACCUGACACUCUCCUCUUUAAAAAAGUUCUUUCUUUAUGAGUCUCGGUUUUUGAGGUAUUAACCCAGAUAAAUGCCAUGCAAAUUUGUACAAUAAUCAUGAUUGUUUCAAUUUCUGGAAGAAAGUUAAUGAAAUGAACGCUGUAGUCAAAUGCCAAAAGGAAUAGUGAUAUUUCUGAAGGAGUGAGUGCUUUUGUGUUAACCAUAAAUCUUGGAAUUUCUUUUUGUUGGAAAAACUAAUCUCUUUGUGCCUAAUUUCUAAAUUUUCAAAAUGAAGAUUUUUAUACUU